Coffea eugenioides is the source of this 870-nucleotide messenger RNA. RefSeq lists its product as uncharacterized. The transcript has 2 exons. The record is from RefSeq and is a predicted model, not a curated record. The coding region runs from base 1 to 870 and encodes 289 amino acids. NCBI's taxonomy places the organism in Eukaryota, Viridiplantae, Streptophyta, Magnoliopsida, Gentianales, Rubiaceae.
AUGGCAGUGGCAAUCAACCGCCUAGAAUCCCAAGUUUAUGAAAAAUUGCCGUCUCAACCUGAAUUGAACCUGAAGAAUGUAAGUGCAAUGACCUUAAGGAGCGGGAAGAAAAUUCAGGGGCCCGAACUCGUGACUCCCAAGGAUAAGGACGAAGAGAAGAUUGAGAAAGAGUUUGAGGCAGAGAAUACAAGCACCAAAAAUCCAGUGGUACUCCCUGACUCGAUCAUAGACGUUAAAACUAAUCCCCUUCCAUUUCCUAGUAGGUUGAAGAAACCGAAGAAGCAAGACAAGGAGAAAGAGAUCCUGAAGGUGUUUCGCAAGGUAGAGAUCAAUAUUCCCCUGCUAGACGCAAUCAAACAAGUGCCGAAGUAUGCUAAGUUUCUAAGGGACCUAUGUGUCAACCGAAAGCGGUUGAGGGGAGACGAAAGGAUCAUUGUUGGGGAGAAUGUGUCAGCAGUUCUACAAAGGAAGCUUCCACCGAAGUGUGGGGAUCCAGGUAGGUUUACUGUCCCAUGUAAGAUAGAUAACACUUUGAUUAGGAAUACCCUGCUGGACUUAGGAGCAUCGAUCAACGUAAUGCCUAAAUCUAUGUAUGCUUCUUUGAAUCCCGGUCCAUUAAAAGAAACUGAGAUAAUAAUCCAAUUAACUGACCGAACAAAUGCAUACCCUAAUGGGUUGGUCGAAGAUAUGCUGGUUAAAGUUAAUGAAUUGGUAUUUCCGGCUGAUUUUUAUGUACUUGACAUGGAUGAUGACCAUUCUCCCGACCCUUCAUCUUUGCUAUUAGGUAGACCCUUUUUAAAUACAGUCCACACAAAAAUUGAUGUUCAUAAGGGCACUUUGUCCAUGGAAUUUGAUGGAGAAAUGGAAUAA